This is a messenger RNA of Truncatella angustata, 387 nucleotides long. RefSeq lists its product as uncharacterized. The transcript has a single exon. The record is from RefSeq and is a predicted model, not a curated record. The annotation marks the transcript as partial. Lineage: Eukaryota; Fungi; Ascomycota; Sordariomycetes; Amphisphaeriales; Sporocadaceae.
CUUACAUCGACGCCGGAUAAGAAAUCCAACAAGGCUGCCGAUAGGAACGGCUGGAUCAUGAUACCUGCCCUGCGCAAAUUACACCGGAUUGGGCUAUGGUUACGCAACUCUGCUAUCCACAGUGUUGCAUGGGAUGAGCGCAUGGCGUUACGGCUCGGUAUUGGCAAUAAUACGCGCUGGAACUCAUGGUAUAGGAUGAUAGACAAUCUUAUCAGAAAAAAGCAGCAAGUGAAGCAAUUUUUGCUUGACCAUGAUGGGUCUCUGGGAGAUAACAUUAUUACCUCAUCAGAUUGGAAUUACCUAGAGAAGACACACGCGUUCCUCCAACCUUUCACAUCCGCCACCUUGUGGGCCCAAGGCGCGACAACGACGCUCUCCCAAAACCUC